This is a messenger RNA of Haliotis rufescens (red abalone), 1247 nucleotides long. Its product is annotated as abscisic acid and environmental stress-inducible protein-like. Gene Ontology annotation, biological process: RNA 5'-cap (guanine-N7)-methylation. Lineage: Eukaryota; Metazoa; Mollusca; Gastropoda; Lepetellida; Haliotidae. The record is from RefSeq and is a predicted model, not a curated record. The transcript is spliced from 3 exons. Bases 88 to 543 code for a protein of 151 amino acids. Gene Ontology annotation, molecular function: RNA binding.
CAUUAAAGUAUGGAGAUGCAUCCGGUUUGAGCAGGUGUUCUUAUUUUGUGUCAGGAAAGCAUUGUUAGCGGUCAUAUAAAAGUAACCAUGACAACAGAAGACUCAGGUGUUGACAUGGAGGAAUAUUAUGACAAGAUGUUUUCCAAACGUUACACUGAGGAAGACACCGAUUUUCAGACAGAAGUGUCCAAGCCCGUUCCCCCUCCACCAUGUGUUUCCAACUGGUACACAAAGAACCGCCGCAACGACUGGGGCCGACAGGGCCGAGGUGAUAGUCAAGGUCGAGGUGGUUACAACCAGUCUCGUGGCAACUGGGGUCACCAUGGUGAUCGCUAUGGCAACCGUGGUGGUGGUGGCGGUUAUCGUAACAGAGAUGACAACUACGGCAGGAACAGAGACGGUUACCACGGAGGCAGAGGAGGCGGAGGAUACCACCGAGGAGGGGGUGGUGGAGGAGGCCACUAUGGAAAUGGGGGUGGAGGGUAUCACCGGGACCAAGGACACUAUCAAAGAAACAGAUAUGAUGAGAGAAGCUUUCAGUGAGCUGACACGGAAAUAUAGCCUCGUGAUGAAUUUCUGGAAGCUUAUUUCAUGAAGUUUGAGGUGCAGUAAGAAAGUGAUGUGCCACAUCAGGGUUUUCAGCUGACGAAUCUGGAUUUCGGUCAUCGCCUAUUCAGAUUGAACCCCAUCUUAUAGCUGGAAUAUGUGUGGCUUUAAAUAACAAACUAACAAACAGUUCAGAUUGAAAAUAUCAGAUGGCUGUUUACUCAACAGGGCUUUGUAAAUAAUUGGAUGGAUUGGUGUCAUUAAAUCAUUCAUUGUUCUGACAAGACAAGACAUUGUCAGAACUCCUGGGAAUAGUUGUGACAUCUAAGUUUAAUCAGGUAAUUGGGGGAGAGGCUAAAAUGCUUAACUUGCCAUUGUUACCAUGGUUACAUUGAACGACUGUUAAAAUAUCUGAUUGUAGGAAAAUAAGAACUUUGAUGAUGCCACUUUUUAUGAAAAUAACAUUAUAUUCUUAAUUUGCCGGCCAUGGGCACUUAGUUUGGUAUCCUAGAUUAAUCUCUCAUGGUUGGAUACCAUUCUGGCUGUGGUGGCUGUAGUGUUACCAUAGUUACCAAAUCUAAUUAAAAUCAUAUCUAAGUUCUCGCUGCCGCUAAACAAAGAUCUGAGGACAUCCCAUUACAGGUCACGUCAGAACGACCUUAUGCGAACUUUGACCGACCGCUGUAAUCACUAACAAGAAG